GUGCGCGCCGCCCACGAGGCCUUCUGCAGCUGGCGGGGGGUCUCGGCCAAGGAGAGGAGUUCCUUACUUCGAAAGUGGUAUGAAUUAAUGAUGCAAAAUAAGGAUGACCUUGCCAAAAUUAUCACAGCCGAGAGUGGAAAGCCACUAAAGGAGGCACAGGGAGAAAUCCUUUAUUCGGCCAACUUCCUAGAGUGGUUUUCAGAGGAAGCCCGUCGUGUUUAUGGAGACAUUAUCUCUACCCCUGCCAAGGAAAGGCGGGCCCUGGUCCUCAAGCAGCCUGUGGGUGUGGCCGCAGUCAUCACGCCGUGGAAUUUCCCCAGCGCCAUGAUCACCCGGAAGGUGGGGGCUGCCCUGGCAGCUGGGUGCACUGUGGUGGUGAAACCUGCUGAGGACACGCCCUUCUCCGCCCUGGCCCUGGCCCAGCUUGCGAACCAGGCAGGCAUCCCUCCUGGUGUGUACAACGUCAUCCCCUGCUCCAGGACCAAGGCCAGCGAGGUUGGGGAGGUGCUCUGUACCGAUCCACUGGUGUCGAAAAUCUCCUUCACCGGCUCUACAGUCACGGGAAAGGUCCUGUUGCGCCAUGCAGCCAGCACUGUGAAGAGGGUCUCCAUGGAGCUAGGCGGCCUCGCCCCAUUCAUCGUCUUCGACAGUGCCAACGUGGACCAGGCCGUGGCAGGGGCCAUGGCGUCUAAAUUUAGGAACGCUGGCCAGACUUGUGUUUGUGCAAACCGAUUCUUGGUGCAAAGGGGUAUCCAUGAUUCCUUUGUGAAAAAGUUUGCUGAAGCAAUUCAGAAAAGCCUGCGAGUGGGGAACGGAUUUGAGGAGGGAACCACCCAAGGCCCACUAAUUAAUGAAAAAGCAGUAGAAAAGGUGGAGAAGCACGUGAGUGACGCGAUCUCUAAAGGGGCCACCGUGGUGACAGGCGGGAAGCGGCACCCGUGUGGAAGGAACUUCUUCGAGCCCACGCUGAUGAGCAAUGUCACCGGGGACAUGCUUUGCUCUCAUGAAGAGACGUUCGGGCCGCUGGCACCGGUUAUCAAGUUCGAUACAGAGGAGGAAGCUAUCGCGAUCGCCAACGCCACUGACGUCGGGUUAGCAGGUUACUUUUACUCCCAGGACCCAGCCCAGAUCUGGAGAGUGGCGGAGCAGCUGGAGGUCGGCAUGGUGGGCGUCAACGAAGGCCUGAUCUCCUCCGUGGAGUGCCCUUUCGGGGGCGUGAAGCAGUCUGGCCUCGGGAGGGAGGGGUCCAAGUACGGCACUGAUGAGUACUUAGAAGUCAAGUACGUGUGUUACGGAGGCCUGUAGGAGCCUUCAGUUCCCUAAGAAAUAAAGAAGUGACGCUUACUGACAUAAAUGGGGACAUUCCAGCCAUCAUUUUAAAUAAAGCAGUAGGCUACUGGAAUUAUGGGUAUGUUAGAAUUUAGCUAGUCCUCAUGAUCCCAAGCAGAUGUCAAUCAUCCCCAUCCUCCUCCAUAAGCAGAGGUGAGCCCUGAGCCUGGGACCGCAGAUCCUGGACAGCCAGCCUGGGUCCCAGCAUGACCUGAUCACCCCGGCGCAAGGCGGCGAGGAGCAGGCUCCCUUGGGCCCCUUGGAAAGGCCUGGUCACUGCUCGGGUGUCACAGCCUGGACCUGGCAUGGGGUGUGCAGGGCAGUGGGUCACAGGAGCAGCAGCACUGCGGAUGCUGUGUCUGAGGCAGAUGCUGGACUGACCCUUUCGCAGCCUCUGAAGUAGCCCAGAGUCACCUGCACUGCUGUGUGGGGUACAGUGUGCUUCUCCCUGGGUCUGGACCAAAAGUCUUCACUGUCCCCAGUUCACUGCUUCAGCACCCUUCUGUUGCCUGUAGGAAAUGAGUCUAAGGUGAAAGCAAAGAUUGGCAGAGGCAGGAUGGUACAGCGGUGGGCAUGUGGUCUCUCAGCCUGGCCCGUCUGACCAGCUCUGUGACUUCCGUCAGGGCCCGCACCUCCCACCCUCUCCCCAGAGCCAUUUCUGUCGCCAGCAGGGACACCUGGCCCGCCUGUGCACUGGCAGUAUCUUAGCUAAGAGGAAGGAGCCCGGCACCCACCUGCCUGUCUGCCAGAGCUGUCUGUCCUGGUAGACUGCCACUUGCUCUCUCACUUCCAAAGGAGCGGGGCACCUUUACCACUGUGAUCUCAAAAGAAGAUAUAAUUCCCACAAUUGCCAGUCCACUUUGUGGCUUUGAAUUUCAGGCACCAAUUACCUAAUCAGAGAAACAUACCUAAUUAUAUUUCAUCACGAAGUCUCCGUGGCCAGUGUUGGCUCUCAAGCCAAGAGAAAAAGUCCCAGUGGGAAAAUCCUAGGCUCUUCUAGAAAGGCCUGCUAUUGCCAAGGAGUCCACCUCAGGCUGUUCCUGGGCAAAUGGGCAGAGAUGAAGCCCUUGCAUUCCUCCUUUCAGCGCAUCAUGUGCUGUGGGUACUGCAGGUGCUGGGAGGAAGGUGUGAAUGAGGUAGCACCGGAUACAGCUGCUCCUGAGCCCCGUCUGUACUCAUGACCCUCACUAAGCCACGGACUGGGGGCAGUGCAGAUAAGUAACAGUCUCGAAAGUCCCUGUGCCCAGCUGCCACACAUCUGCCAGGUCAAUACCUGCCAUAUCCUCAACGCCCAAAGGAGAAGGAGCAAAACUGCCUCCUGGUGACACUGCCCAGACCCGUCAAGAGUCACACCGUGUGCUGACAGGCCAUUUCUGCUCUAUGGUUGUUAGAUGGUUUUGUGUAACGUGGAAUUGCUUAAGAUUUGUGUGUGUCCCUCUUUUUUCUAUCGAGAAUACAAAUGCUCUGGUGUUAUUUUCUAGAAAUUGAAUCCUGAUGCAGGGAUGUGUGGGGGAAGGCUCUCCAGUAUGCAUUUAACUUUGUGAGUUGGUGGUUUCUUGGCCAGAUGACACAUUUUUAAGUUUUCUUGCAUAUUUGGCUCACCAGGUACAUAAAUUGAGGGCCAGAGACCACUGCAGUAUCUUUGACCAGUUUUGUAAUUAAAAUAAUUUGGAGGUUUGGGAUAGUGGCUCAGUGGAACAUGAGGCCCCAGGUCCAGUCCCUAGAAGCACCAAAAUAAAAAAUAAUUUAAGAUAAUUUGAAAAGGAAAUAGCUUGUUGUGUAGUAAAAUGGUUUUAGGUUGUGGGAAGAAAGUAUUUUUAUUUAUUUAAUUUUUGGAGGCAGGUGCAGUCUGGCAAUCCUGUCUCAGCCUCCCAAGCAGCUGGGACCAUUAAACAUGUGCCACCAGCCCAGCUCAAAGUGUUUUUAAGUCAGCAUUCAUGGGGGGUUAAUUUUCAGUAAGGUAACCAUAUGUGAUAUAUGGAAUUUUUUGUAGGCAUGUAUCUGUUUUACAAUAUAAGUGGAAAAAGACCAGUGAUUGGCUAACUAUAGCCCAUCAGCCCAAUCUGACCUGCCACUACUUUUGUACAACCCAAGAACCAAGGAUGUUUUUCAUCCUUUCAAAUAGUGGGGGGUGGGAUGUGAAGAGUCCUUUUUUCUUUUUUUUUUUUUUGUACCAGGAAUCAAACUCAUGACCUUGCACUUGCCAGGCAGGCACUUGUGCUGCUGAGCUAAAUCUCCAGCCCUCUGUGAAGAGUUUUUCAUGACACAUGAAAUUCAGAUUUCAAUGUCCAUAUGGGAAACAUGGCCACACCUGCUGGUUUAUGGUUCAGGCAGAAUGGAAAAGUCUGUUCAUGAUGAGCCUGAAGUGUCACUACGCAUCUCCUCCAAGGAGUCUGCCAGUUCCUUAGCUAGACUCCAAGGGAGAGAUGGACCUUCCCACAUUUAUUGGGCAUUAUUUCCUUCUGCUAAACACUUGCCUUGUAGAAGGUGCUUUGGGCUAGUACUGCUGGGAGCCCCCAGCAGUGACCACAGAGCAAGAAAGAGUCCAUGGCCUUAAAAAAAACUUCUUGGCUUCCCCCUCCAGCUACACAGGGGUCCUCACUUCCAGAGCUGAUCUAUGGCUGUGUCUCUGCCAUUUGAGCGGUCUUAAGUGUAACUGUCAUGUCUUCUCAUGCCUAUCUGUAUUUUUAUGUAGAGACUCAGUAAAAUAUGGAUUAGAAGCACAGUGUAACAAAACCUAUUUUCUUACUAGCUGACAUCAUGAACUUGAAAUUGUGCCACAGAACUUGUUUCCUCUAACGGGUGGAUCCCAGUGUUUUAAUUGUCCUUAUCUAGCUAUUUCAAAUAGCAUUUUACUUGAAUAAUAACAUGCUGUGAAUGCUUCAUGCUCUACCUUGGGUAAAAUUUGGGGUAGGAAUAGUGGCAAACAUAAAUGUGUCACUUUAUAAAUGUGUACAUGACUAACUUUUCUAGUUGCUGACAUAGUGUGUAUCUGUCUAAUGCAGAGUUGCACGUGUGUGAUUAAUAAAUGUUGAACUGGGAGAAAUUCUUA
This is a messenger RNA of Chinchilla lanigera (long-tailed chinchilla), 4381 nucleotides long. It is a transcript of the gene Aldh5a1, whose product is annotated as aldehyde dehydrogenase 5 family, member A1. Gene Ontology annotation, biological process: GABA catabolic process. Lineage: Eukaryota; Metazoa; Chordata; Mammalia; Rodentia; Chinchillidae. The record is from RefSeq and is a predicted model, not a curated record. Gene Ontology annotation, molecular function: succinate-semialdehyde dehydrogenase (NAD+) activity.